AUGACAGAUAGAGCCAAACAACCUCACCCUCAUUGCCUUGCUCAAACUGUCGCUCACUGCCUCACCAACCACCGUUCCUCACCAACUUGUUGCUCACGCCACGGCUACACGGCUACGCCUUACGCUCUUGCUCAUGCUGCCACACCACGGUCACAGCAAACUCGCAAUAGUAGUAGUAGUAGUAGUCGUGGUGGUAGUAGUCGUGGUGGUAGUCGUAGUCGUGGUCGUAGUAGUCGUAGUAGUGGUGGUAGUAGUGGUAGUAGUGGUGGUAGUAGUGGUAAUAGUGGUAGUAGUGGUGGUCGUAGUAGUAGUAGUCGUAGUAGUGGUGGUCAUAGUAGUAGUAGUGGUAGUCGUUGUGGUGGUGGUAGUAGUAGUGGUAGUCGUAGUAGUGGUGGUAGUAGUAGUAGUAGUCGUAGUAGUGGUGGUAAUGGUAGUAGUAGUCGUAGUGGUAGUAGUAGUCGUAGUCGUAGUGGUAGUCAUGGUAGUAGUCGUAGUCGUGGUAGUAGUGGUAGUAGUAGUAGUGGUAGUAGUAGUGGUAGUAGUAGUAGUAGUAGUAGUAGUCAUAGUAGUAGUAGUAGUAAAUUUUUGGCCAAAGGUUAUAAGAGAUUAAGCCUUGAAGCCAAUAGUGGCCAAGUGAAGAAAAGCCAUGCACUGGACAAGGCAUGUGACAAUCAAGUUUUGGAGAUGUGUAUAAGAGACAGGACCGGGAUAGUUAGGGGGUCAAUAGACCUAGUUCCUGAGCCCGGAGCAGAAUCUCACGGGAUGGUUAAGGGACCGAGAGAUCUAGUUCCUGAGCCAAUGAGAGGAACCUUAUAUGGGAUGGUCAGAAGGCCAACAAGCCUAGCUUUUGAGCCGAUAAGCAGGGAUCUAUGUGCACAUAGGGAAUGCAAGAGAAUGGGUAAUAGGUAUCAUAAAAGGGUGGUAUCUGCGGUCUGUCAGGCCUCCCCUCGAGCUCAGGAGGUGGGCUCAGGGCGGGGUGUGACAGAGAAGAAGCCAAUGAUAAAAGGAGGAGAUAAGCCAAAGGGAAAGAGUGAAAGUGAACAAAUUAAAGAUAUGCUUAAAUUGUACAAAAACUAUGGUUAUACCUCUUAUGGAGGUCCUAAUUAUCGUGUGUAUAGUGUUGAGAAGGAUCCUAAAUUUUGUGUCAUAUCUUGA
Benincasa hispida (wax gourd) is the source of this 1155-nucleotide messenger RNA. Lineage: Eukaryota; Viridiplantae; Streptophyta; Magnoliopsida; Cucurbitales; Cucurbitaceae. The record is from RefSeq and is a predicted model, not a curated record.